AUGACUACCGAACCAGCUCUCAAGAAGGAAAAGCUCGACCAAUCUAACACCUUACAGGUGUUCUUAAGAUCCGACAGAGCCACCUUGCCCACCAAGGGCUCCGCCAUGGCCGCUGGAUACGACAUCUACUCCGCCGAAGCUGCUGUGAUCCCUGGCCACGGCCAAGGCGCCGUCGCCACUGACAUCAGCGUGAUUGUUCCUUACGGCACGUACGGAAGAGUGGCUCCAAGAUCCGGUUUGGCCAUGAAGCACGGUAUCUCCACUGGUGCUGGUGUCGUGGACGCUGACUACCGUGGGGAAAUCAAGGUCAUUCUCUUCAACCACUCCGACAAAGAUUUCAAGAUCGAGAAGGGAGACAGAAUUGCCCAGAUGGUGUUGGAAAAGAUCAUCAACGCCGACAUCAGACAAAUCUCCAAGGAAGAGUUGGUUGAAACUGCCAGAGGCGAGGGUGCCUUUGGAUCUACUGGUAGAUAA
Suhomyces tanzawaensis NRRL Y-17324 is the source of this 474-nucleotide messenger RNA. RefSeq names its product bifunctional dITP/dUTP diphosphatase (gene DUT1). Bases 1 to 474 code for a protein of 157 amino acids. The transcript has a single exon. Gene Ontology annotation, biological process: dUMP biosynthetic process; dUTP catabolic process. Gene Ontology annotation, molecular function: magnesium ion binding; dUTP diphosphatase activity. The record is from RefSeq and is a predicted model, not a curated record. NCBI's taxonomy places the organism in Eukaryota, Fungi, Ascomycota, Pichiomycetes, Serinales, Debaryomycetaceae.